AUGGCGGGGAGACCGAGGGUUUCGAAGAAGAAAGUCACAGUGAAGAAGAAGAAAGGUCCAUCAUCCUCAGAUCCAGUAAAGAAACAGAAAUCUAUGAAUGAAAUUCUUGGAGUGGAGGCUAUAGAUUUCAAUAUGGACUCGGCAGAGGAGGCAGAAGAUGAGGUUGCCGAUAUCACUGAAUCUGAAGCUCCAGCCCGCAGAGAAACGCCUAAAUCGAAGAAGAUACUGGAACAACAUUCAGAGGUGAAAUCGACGCUGAAGGAUUGGGUUAGUGCGCUGAAAGGGGAUCCUGUUCCAUCUAAUGAUUCAAGUAAACCUAAACUAAUUCCGAUUCUAAAUCUUGAAUUAGAGGAUAAGAUUGGAAAAUUAGGGGAAGAUGUUGAUUGUGUGCAAAUUGAGCCAGAGGACAUAGAAGAUGAGAUCCUAUACUGGAGUACAGCAAUAGUUUGCUAUGUGUUGGGAUCUAAUUCUCCUAUUUCAGUAACGGAGGGAUUCUUUAGAAGAAUUUGGAGGGGGAAAGGAGUGGAGAAAGUUGGUUUAUUAGCACCAGGUGUGUUCAUGGUGAGGUUCAAUACUCUGGAGGAAAAAGAUGAGAUCAUGAAUGGAGGCUAUCACUUUUUUGAUAAAAAACCAAUAAUAAUGAAGAACUGGGAUCCGAAUACUAGAUUUACUAGAGAGGUUGUUUUGAAUGUGCCAAUUUGGGUUCAAUUAUGUAAUUUGGACUUAAAGUUUUGGGGAGAGAAGGCUAUGACAAAAAUUGUGAAUUCUGUGGGUAAGUAUAUUCGGCAAGAUAGAGCAACUUUGGCUAGAGAAAAAUUACAAUAUGCUCGGGUGUUGAUUGAAGUAAAUAUCUCUCAAGAGCUACCGAAUGUGAUUAAAUUUAGAGAUGAAAAUGGAGAAGCAGUGUAUGUUGACCUCUAUUAUGAAUGGAAGCCAGACUGUUGUGUUAGCUGCCAAGGAUUUGGGCAUAAACAGGAGGUCUGCAAGAAGAAGAAACAAAAUGUUCCUGGUAAAUUCUGGAAGCCAAAAGUCAUACAAGAUGCUAGUACAAUUCCAGUGCAGUUUACAAAGAAAGAAGGAUCGCAAGGGGGGGGGGGGGAUAAAGUGAUUGAUGCAGAGGGUUUUGAGAAAGCCAAAAGUAAAAGAGUUCAGAUUGGUAGCAUACCACCAGUGAUCGUUGAUAAUUCUUUCAAUCUUUUGAAUGAUGAGGAUGGUAGGCAGGGGUAG
Molecule: messenger RNA, 1227 nt
Organism: Humulus lupulus (European hop)
Lineage: Eukaryota; Viridiplantae; Streptophyta; Magnoliopsida; Rosales; Cannabaceae
Exons: 1
Coding region: 1-1227 (408 amino acids)
Source: RefSeq, a predicted model, not a curated record